AUGUCAUAUGCAUUCGAAUUGUUGCAAGUCUUAAACAAUGACGCUAUAAGGGAAUUAACAAUUUUCGCGUCAAAGAACGAUUUUGUGCAACUUGGACUAAAAUUUGAAAGUCUUGUGAAAAAGGUCAAUAUAUUUUAUAUUUAUAAAGAAGAGGAUACACUAUUAGGAGUAACAAGAUACAACAAGCGGCUAGUUGAAGACAAAAACUACAUUGAUGUGGCGCGCGAAGACUUAUUUCAUUUUUUGACAAAUGCCAGAUUUGGGGAAGAUAUCGAAAUUUGUAUACGAUACAACCACCACAAUGAGGAAACCGUAGGAAUUGCGAAUUGUGUUUAUGAACAGUUUAAAAAUCAUUCACAAACGACAAAAAAUCCAAUUUAUGCUCGCUCACUCCAUUUACAAUUUGAAAAUGUCUCUCAGCUGCAUUCCAUAUUAACAUCUUUCAAUCCAACCAGUAUAAAAGAAUUGAGAAUCUUCAAUUUUAAACGGGUUAAAAAGAUAUUAGAUUUUGGAAGUAUUGUGGAAAUGGAUCAUUGGAAGAAUGCAAAGAUAAUUAGCCUUUACGGUUUCUUUGUUAACAUACCUUUUGAAAACUUCAGCCACUGCGAAGAUGUAACAUUGAAAGUCAAGCGUAUUUCAGCAGAUGACAUACAAACGCUUGUGAACAUUUGUUCCAUCUCCCCAAGUUCGAGACAUUUUCAUAUUGACUACAGCUGUUUGAACAAACACGUCACAGAACAAUUUUUGGACAAGUUAUAUGGUGAACAGCAAAUAAAUAAGUCUGGGAAACUAGUUCGAUUGAUUGAAAAUAAGAUCGAGUUUGUCCACGAAUCGUUUUGCAAGUCAAUUUAUAUUUAUAAAAUCUCUGAUAAGAACGAUGUGAGUAUGGAGACUUCUAAAGUACUAACCAGUCUGCCAUCAAAAUCAGCGAUGUUAUGUUUAUCCAACCGACUGAUUAUGGAAAAAAUUGUUCGACAUUUUGAUUUUGCUGAAUUGGUAGUGCUUCGUAGAGUUUCUCGUGGAAGUCGUCGUUGUGUUGAUUUCCUUAAGCCAGACCCCAAAUUGGUGGCAAUGAACAUUACGAUGAAAACUGCAUACAUAAUAGUUGACGUGUUUGGCAGAUACAAUAACACAUCAAUUUUAUAUAAAUAUCCUGGUACACGUGUAGCCACUUCCUUUUUGAAAAUUGAUCACAAAGCGGACAUUAACAAUUUGUCAGACGACUUGGUUCAACUUUUGAAGAAUCAAAAGACUGCUUUGAAAGAACUUUGUGCUACUCUAAAGCCAUUGAACGAACGUAAUUAUUAUAAUACUACGAAGAUGGAAGAUUGGCAGUUGAGUGUAGAUCAGUUUAUUGGAAUGUUUCAAGCAACUUUCUCCUCACGUGACAACAUGCUUGCAGUAGAGAAAUUAAAUUUGACAACAACAUGUUUAACAAGAACCACGCAAAUUCUUGAAAACUUGGAUCCUGUUGCAAUAAAAACAAUUGCACUUCGAACAAUGUCUUUUUUGGAAGCCUGUUUGCAAUCAGUAGAUGUCUCUCGUUCCGUCUUACCAUACUCAAAUUCAACCAAAUUAAACAAGUUUUCUGUGCCAGAUGUGCAGUCAAUUAAUGACCUCGCAAGCUUGGAGCAAUGGAGAAAUGCAAAUGAAUUGGAAAUAGAAAAUUGUGUAGUGGAGUGUGAUAUUGAGAAGUUGGUUCAUUUUUCAAAGGUUGACAUAAGGUUAAGAUCAAUUUCAUCGGAAGAUGUCUUAUAUCUGAAAGAGGUUAGUUGA
Caenorhabditis elegans is the source of this 1776-nucleotide messenger RNA. It is a transcript of the gene C52E2.5, whose product is annotated as F-box domain-containing protein. Lineage: Eukaryota; Metazoa; Nematoda; Chromadorea; Rhabditida; Rhabditidae. The record is from RefSeq and is marked reviewed. The transcript has 4 exons. The coding region runs from base 1 to 1776 and encodes 591 amino acids.